CCAAGAGGGUGUGGGGGGUCGCUGUCAUAAUGGACUGCUGUUUGGCUCGGGGCCCUCCCUUAUGAAAGGCUCUUUCAGCCGCGGCUCUCCUUGCAGAGAAACGCAGCGGUGUUCAGGCCACAGAGUGUGACGCUCCUGAGGCCACGUUUCCGAGCUCCCUGGAAUUUAGCGAGGUCUUUAAGGUUCUUUACGCUGCAGCGACGGACGGUGACCCUGGGAAGUGUAGAGGACGACCGGCGUCUCGCGAGAGAGCGGCCGUGCAGUGCUUAGGGUUCCCUUUGGUUUUUUAAGGUUUUAGGCAAAUAUCAGUAUAUUGAUAACAGGUUGUAGCAACGUCACAUAAAUCCCUCACGUGAAUUUGUGGAAUAUUUCUGUCCUCCUCCCCACGCCGAGCUAGAUUAAGAAUCUACUUCUUUACACUUCUCCGUCAGUUGGGUUAAAUCUACUUCAAGUUAACAAAUAAGCAAUAAAUGAUUAUUUACCUUAUUGAUUAAUCUUCCGGUUAUCAAGGUCAAAAUGAUGACCUGUUCUAAAGUCUUGUCCUACCAACAGUCCAAACUUGCAAGAUAAAGAAAAACCAGCAAAUCUUAUAAACUCAGGACUCUGGGAACUUUCAAGUGUCUGCUUGAAACUGCCUUAAAAUAGCUGCUGAUUAAUUCAUUUUCUAUCGAUCAGCGUUUCCACCCAAAACUUUUUAAGAGGGCAUGAAGUCCUUAGAUUAUAUUGGUUCCAGCCAACAAAUGUCGUGCGUUGUCGAUGAGUUUGUGGAUUAUUUUAUUUGUAUCAGUAUCAGCAAAUCAACACAUUUGAAGGAGCUGACAUUUUUUUCUUCCUCAGCGACUUUGUCAAUGAGCUGCUGAUUAUAUUACAUCAUAGUGAUUGUAACUGGAACUUACACAAGGCAGCGAUUUGUGUAUUUCCUGUUCUUCCUGCUCACGUCCCUUCCUUGUCACUGAACGGGCUCCUCCCAGCCUCCACAUUGACAAGCCGCUUUAGAGGCCACCUGAUAUAUUCACCCGACCGACAGCCACUGCCACUUCUUGCUUCCUCUCCAUGUAAUGUUUAACCGGUCGUACACUCACUUGAACAAGCUCCCACCAGGAUCUUUUUUUUUUUCUAGAAAGCGAUAUUUAAGAUAAAGGUUUAAAGGAGUAAAGAUUGGAUUUGCAGUUGAAGACAGUCGACGGACGGAUGUCCCUCCAGGCCUCUGUCUUCCAUGCCUGCUCCCUCAGGCUCCGCUCGACUGGAGCAGAAUGAGCCUAUGAACUCCCUGCGAAUCUCCGUAGGAGGCCUCCCCGUUCUGGCCUCCAUGGCCAACGCCACUGACCCUCGCUUUCGGCUCAAAUGGAGGCCCAUCGUGGCGGUGGCCGUCGCCCUCACCGCGCUCCUGCUGCUCUUCGUACACUUCGCCUCGGGCUUCCGCCCCCGCCCCUACAGCUCGCCCGGCUUGCGAGCCCCCCACAGUGACACCAGGCAGUCCGAUUCCCAUUACAACGACACCUACCCUCUCAGUCCGCCUGAGCGCACGCCGCAGGGCACCCGCUACCGCAUCGGGGUCAUCGCCGACCUGGACACCAGCUCCCGCAGUGACAAGAAGCUGACGUGGUUCAGCUGCCUGCGGCGGGGCUACCUGCUGGUGUCCGAGAGCGGCGACAAGGUGGCGGUGGAAUGGGAUGCGGGCAAGGUGGUGCUGGAAAGCCACCUGUCGGAGAAAGGCAGGGGCAUGGAGCUUUCUGAGCUGGUGGUGUUCAAUGGGAAGCUCUACAGUGUCGACGACAGAACGGGCGUCGUCUACCACAUCGACGGAGACAAGGCUGUGCCCUGGGUCAUCUUACCUGACGGCGAUGGCAGCGUUGCCAAAGGGUUCAAAGCUGAGUGGCUGGCAGUGAAAGACGAGCACCUGUACAUCGGUGGUCUGGGGAAGGAGUGGACCACCACCGAGGGCGAGUUCGUCAACAACAACCCAGAGUGGGUAAAAGUGGUUGGCUUUAGAGGGGACGUACGACACGAGAACUGGGUUCCCAGGUACAGAUCUCUGAAGUCGGCUGCCGGGAUCGAACCCCCAGGCUACCUUAUCCACGAGUCAGCAGCGUGGAGCGACACUCUGCAGCGCUGGUUUUUCCUCCCUCGCCGCGCCAGCAAGGACCGCUACGAGGAGACGGCGGACGAGCGCCGUGGCACCAACCUCGCCCUGAGCAGCUCGGCGGAUUUCAAAGACGUCAUUGUGAGCCGAGUGGGUCCCCUGAACCCCACGCACGGCUUCUCCUCCUUCAAGUUUGUCCCCAACACGGACGACCAGAUCGUUCUGGCACUCAAGUCGGAGGAAGACGCCGGAAAGGUGGCUACAUACAUCAUGGCCUUCACACUUGACGGACGCGUCCUUUUACCCGAGACCAAGAUCGGGGACGUGAAAUAUGAAGGCGUGGAGUUCAUAUAGAGGACUCGGGAGACUGAGGGGACUCGCUCUUGAGGCACUGUGGAUCUAUUUUGUUUACAAUCCAGUCACUGUUGAAGUUCACGUGAGUGCUGCUUCCUCAUCACGUUUGUCAGAGACAGAACUCCACCGCUGAAAGGAGUUGGUUCUGAGACUGUGACGUGUGGUCUCUGUGGCUCUGGGGUUCAGAGAAAGUGUCCGUCAAAACAAUGCCAGCAUUUCUUGUGGUGCGUCAUCUCCUUUCCAUGCCAAAACGUGGCCCUCAACAGUACUGUAGCCUUUUCUUAUGAUGAAUGUACAAACAAUUGAUUUAUCACACUGUGAUUUUUUCUCCCCCCUAAAGCAGACAUUUCCAUGCACAUACUACAUACACUCUCGAAAGGUCAAAGGCCUUUCCCCCCUUUGCUCCAUAUUCAACUGCAUCAUUCUGUACAACAGCAAACAUUUUAUUGUCGGGGCAUUUACUAAAAGCCUGUCAUUAUUCUUCAUAAAAAUCAACAAUAUUUGAAGAAAAAAUAAUUAUACUCUAUGUAAUGUGUUUUUUUUUCAGAGGAGGGGGGGUGCUGAGUAAAUUCUUGAUUCUCCUUUUUUUGUGUCCUGUUAUAUAAUUCCUAUUUUGGUUUGGAUCUUGCAACAUAACUGGUUCUGGAAAAUCAGACAUUGUCCAGUUUCAACUGGACCAAAACAGUUCUUUUGGGUGAAAUGAAACUUAAGGAAAGCAGCAGGUUUGGAGAAGUGAAACUACCCCCCUUUUUGUAACUAGGACUUAAGAGGGGAGAUAUGUGUCCGAUUUUAAACGAGACGGCACAUCCGAGGAGAACAGAGGGAAGAAGGUAAUGUGGCUUCAUAAUAUCUAAAGAUAUUCAUGCUUGAUAUAUUAAUUCCAUGCACAUUCAGCAUAUAGGGGUGAUAGACUAGUAUUGGCCCUAAUCGUGAUUUUUAAAAGAGGAAAUAGUAUGUUAAUACUGCACCCAUGAUAAUAUCAUGUAAAUAAUUGAGUGCCUCUUAAAUCAUUGACAUUUCUUUCUGCAGUGAUACACUAACUCUCUGGUUCACACUCCAACAGCAGCUAGGUACUAGUAUUUAGUAGUAUUGUGAAUGCCAUUUGUUUACCAAAAAUAAACCAAUAAAACAAAGUUAAAGAUGAA
Scophthalmus maximus (turbot) is the source of this 3582-nucleotide messenger RNA. It is a transcript of the gene cant1a, whose product is annotated as calcium activated nucleotidase 1a. The record is from RefSeq and is a predicted model, not a curated record. The coding region runs from base 1217 to 2437 and encodes 406 amino acids. Gene Ontology annotation, biological process: proteoglycan biosynthetic process. The transcript has 4 exons. NCBI's taxonomy places the organism in Eukaryota, Metazoa, Chordata, Actinopteri, Pleuronectiformes, Scophthalmidae. Gene Ontology annotation, molecular function: UDP phosphatase activity; GDP phosphatase activity; calcium ion binding.